Hippopotamus amphibius kiboko is the source of this 5314-nucleotide messenger RNA. RefSeq names its product phosphodiesterase 10A (gene PDE10A). Gene Ontology annotation, molecular function: protein binding; 3',5'-cGMP-stimulated cyclic-nucleotide phosphodiesterase activity. The record is from RefSeq and is a predicted model, not a curated record. The transcript is spliced from 22 exons. Gene Ontology annotation, biological process: signal transduction; negative regulation of receptor guanylyl cyclase signaling pathway. Bases 1 to 3222 code for a protein of 1073 amino acids. NCBI's taxonomy places the organism in Eukaryota, Metazoa, Chordata, Mammalia, Artiodactyla, Hippopotamidae.
AUGGCCGGCCCCGAAGAGCCGCUCGCUCCCCGCCCCCAGGCCCCCCUGCCAGCGGCCGGGGCCGAGCCCGGCUCCGGCUCCUGCUCCGGCCCCGGCAAACUCCGCCCGGAGCCGGGGCGCGGCGCAGCCAGCGGGGGGGGCGCGGCGGGCCCGGGCCCGGCCCCCGAGCAGCCCGGUGGCGGCCGGGCCGAGCGCGCCUUGCCCCCGCGCCCGCCCCCCUCCUCCGCAGGCCGCGCCAGCCCCGCGGGGGGCCCCGGCGCCCUGACCGCGCGCGGCGGCUGGGUCGCAGCCCGCGCUCCCUUCGCGCUCGCCUUCUCCUCCCCUGGCCGCUCCUCCACUCCGUCUUCCUUUUACUUCUGGCCGCCGCCCCCCCCGCCCCCUCCUUCUCUUCUCCCCUCCUCAUCUGCCUUCCACUUCCCCGUGCGUCUCCCAGGAAGGGAGGGCGCAGCGGCGGCGGCUCGAGGAGGCGGCGGCGAUGCUGGCGGCGGCGGCGGCGGCGGAGGAGGACAAGAGGCAGCUUCCCUGAGCGGCCCCCCCGGCAGUAGUUCCCGCGGCGACGGCGGCAGCGGCGGCGGGCGGCGGCGGCGGCUCCUCCUCUCCCCUGCGCUCCAGGGCUUGCUGCUCCCAGCCCGCGCCGGGCCCCGGCCGCCGCCGCCGCCGCCCCGGCUCCCGCUCGGCCCCGCGGUCCGCCGCGCGGGCUCCCCCGGCUUCCCGGGCGCCGGCGGGGGCUGCCCCGGCCCCGGCCCCAGCCCCGGCGGCGGCGGCCGAGCUCCGCGGUGGCCGCGAGGCGCCGGCGCCGCCCUCGCCGCCGCGUCCCCGCUGCUUUUCGGCUCCGACAUGGAAGAUGGACCUUCUAAUAAUGCGAGCUGCUUCCGAAGGCUGACCGAGUGUUUCCUGAGCCCCAGUUUGACAGAUGAAAAAGUGAAGGCAUAUCUUUCUCUUCACCCCCAGGUAUUAGAUGAAUUUGUAUCUGAAAGUGUAAGUGCGGAGACUGUAGAAAAAUGGCUGAAGAGGAAAAACAACAAACCGGAAGAUGAAUCGUCUCCUAAGGAAGUCAGCAGGUAUCAAGAUACAAAUAUGCAGGGAGUGGUAUACGAGCUGAACAGCUACAUAGAACAGCGGCUGGACACGGGGGGAGACAACCAGCUGCUCCUCUAUGAACUAAGCAGCAUCAUCAAAAUCGCCACAAAAGCUGAUGGAUUUGCACUGUAUUUCCUUGGAGAGUGCAAUAAUAGCCUUUGUGUGUUUACCCCACCUGGAAUCAAGGAAGGAAAACCCAGGCUCAUCCCUGCUGGGCCCAUUGCCCAGGGCACCACCACCUCUGCCUAUGUGGCCAAGUCCAGAAAAACGUUGUUAGUAGAAGACAUCCUUGGGGAUGAACGAUUUCCACGAGGUACCGGACUGGAAUCAGGGACGCGUAUCCAGUCUGUUCUUUGUUUACCCAUCGUCACGGCCAUCGGCGAUUUGAUUGGCAUUCUUGAGCUCUACCGGCACUGGGGCAAAGAAGCCUUCUGCCUGAGUCACCAGGAGGUUGCAACAGCAAAUCUUGCCUGGGCUUCGGUAGCAAUACAUCAGGUGCAGGUAUGCAGAGGUCUUGCCAAACAGACUGAAUUGAAUGACUUUCUACUUGACGUAUCAAAAACGUAUUUUGAUAACAUAGUUGCAAUAGAUUCUCUACUUGAACACAUAAUGAUAUAUGCAAAAAACCUGGUGAAUGCCGAUCGCUGCGCACUUUUCCAGGUAGACCAUAAGAACAAGGAAUUAUAUUCAGACCUUUUUGAUAUCGGAGAGGAAAAGGAAGGAAAACCUGUCUUCAAGAAGACCAAAGAAAUAAGAUUUUCAAUUGAGAAGGGAAUUGCUGGUCAAGUAGCAAGAACAGGGGAAGUCCUGAACAUUCCAGAUGCCUAUGCAGACCCUCGCUUUAACAGGGAGGUGGACCUGUACACGGGCUACACGACGCGCAACAUCCUGUGCAUGCCCAUCGUGAGCCGGGGCAGCGUCAUCGGCGUCGUGCAGAUGGUCAACAAGGUCAGCGGCAGUGCCUUCUCCAAGACGGACGAGAACAACUUCAAGAUGUUUGCUGUCUUCUGUGCCCUGGCCCUGCACUGUGCCAACAUGUAUCAUAGAAUUCGCCAUUCGGAGUGCAUUUACCGGGUCACCAUGGAGAAGCUGUCCUAUCACAGCAUCUGUACCGCAGAGGAGUGGCAAAGCCUCAUGCAUUUCAGCCUUCCAGUCCGUCUCUGCAAAGAAAUCGAAUUGUUCCACUUUGACAUUGGUCCCUUUGAAAACAUGUGGCCUGGAAUUUUCGUCUACAUGGUCCACCGGUCCUGUGGGACAGCCUGCUUUGAGCUUGAAAAGUUGUGUCGUUUUAUCAUGUCUGUGAAGAAAAACUACCGUCGGGUUCCUUACCACAACUGGAAGCACGCGGUCACGGUGGCCCACUGCAUGUACGCCAUCCUCCAGAGCAACCACGGGCUCUUCACCGACCUGGAGCGCAAAGGACUGCUGAUCGCGUGUCUGUGCCACGACCUGGACCACAGGGGCUUCAGCAACAGCUACCUGCAGAAGUUCGACCACCCACUGGCGGCGCUCUACUCCACAUCCACCAUGGAGCAGCACCACUUCUCCCAGACCGUGUCCAUCCUGCAGUUGGAAGGGCACAAUAUCUUCUCCACCCUGAGCUCCAGUGAAUAUGAGCAGGUGCUUGAGAUCAUCCGCAAAGCCAUCAUUGCCACAGACCUUGCUUUAUACUUUGGAAACAGGAAACAGUUGGAAGAGAUGUACCAGACCGGAUCGCUAAACCUUAAUAAUCAAUCGCAUAGAGACCGCGUCAUCGGCCUGAUGAUGACUGCCUGUGAUCUUUGUUCUGUGACAAAACUGUGGCCAGUAACAAAGCUGACGGCGAACGACAUAUACGCAGAGUUCUGGGCUGAGGGGGACGAAAUGAAGAAGCUGGGCAUACAGCCUAUUCCCAUGAUGGACAGAGACAAGAAGGACGAAGUCCCACAAGGCCAGCUUGGAUUCUACAACGCCGUGGCCAUUCCCUGCUACACCACCCUCACCCAGAUCUUCCCGCCCACAGAGCCCCUCCUGAAAGCCUGCAGGAACAACCUGAGCCAGUGGGAGAAGGUGAUCCGAGGGGAGGAGAGCGCCGUGUGGCUCUCGAGCCUGCCCGCGGCCCAGGGGACCUCGGAGAAGCUGCCCGCGAAGGCUGAUGACUGAUGGCCACCUCAAGCCGUCCCACCUGAAGAUGCUCAUCUUGCUUCUUUGACUUUUCUUCCUUUUAUUUUUGUGGGGGGAACCUACACCUGGUAACUGGGAUGCAGACCGCUUGCAGGAGGUACCGUGGAGUAAGCACGCGCAGCAGACGGCUCUCUGUCAGCCUUCUCUCUACACGUCACAGCCGGUGAUCAGCCAGGACCAGAAAUAGCAGCCCCGGUGACUCCACUUGACUUGUGAACUGGCCUUUUUUAAUGGGCUAAUAUUGCUGAGGCCUUAAUGGAAAUGGACAAUUAUUCAGAAAGGGGUACUUUUCCACUGUAUCUUUCUAGUGAGGGUUAAAACGGUACUAUUAUGAUAUUGUACUUUGGCUUUGACACCAGUGUUGCUUUGAUGUUGUUGGUUAUAAAUAGGAACUUUUACACAUUCCUCUUGUGGAUGUUCGUGUGUGACCUACUUGUGAUUAGCGUGAAUCGUAGCAGGCAGCCUCAGACACAUGUCAUCGAGGUUACAGAGCAAGAAGUGUUUUUCUGAAAUCAGUGAUGGAAAAUAGUCAGGUUCUUCUUCAGAUCCUCAUGAAUUAAAAGUUAGGUGGACUAAAGUGUAUUCUUUAAGUUUAUAUUAAAGGGCUUAGAUGAAAAAAUUUAACACUAAAGGAAGCAGAUUUUCUAUCCUCUUGAGAAGAGGUGCAGAUAUACAUCCUAAUAAAUCUCAGAACUCCAAGUGUCAGCUCAAAAAAUGUCAGAAUAUUUUUUUUUCUUUAUUGUAGUCUUGGCAAAUUUCCUAAACCCUUUACAUAAAGAACAAAAUAAAAGUGCAAGGCACACAAAUUUUUUUCAACGGACAAGUCUUAUGGAUGUAAAAUGUGAAUUUUUAAUAAUGAUUCUUUUAUGUUUUCACUUGAUGUCAUGGCAAAAUCUUAAAAUCACAUUCAAAAUGAAAGGUUUAUUCUACAAAUUAUUUAAUUAAAAGACCAUACUUUUUUUUAAAAUCAAUUAAACCAUAACAUUUAAUCCUUCUGGAGUCUUCACUGCGAUCUGCUGCAUUCACCUCGUCUGCUCGAUGGUCUUUCAUAAGCUCUCCUCCCUCAGCAGCUGCAUCGGGGCCCAUGUCUGUUCUCUUUGCUUCUCUUUGCUCCGCUCAAGAUCAAGCAUCUACAGAGAAACCUGUGUCUGCAGAGUUUCUCCUGUAUCAUUUUUGGUAGGCUCACAUUACUCUACAGUGAAAAUGUUUUGAAAAAAUCAUACAAAAGUAAUAGUCUGGACCCCCUCCUACAAGGAUUUUAAGCCAGUCACUUCUGGCGCAUAUUCAUGCUUUGAAGAUUUUUAUCACAACGACCUGGUAACCCCCGAAGCUGUGCUAGUCUUGACCUGCAGGAAUUAGUCUCAGAAAUGCUGGGCUGAUGCAGGACAAAGGUUUGUCCACUGUUCUCCUGGCAGGAAACUGAAAUACUGCUUUUAAUAAAAUAAAUUUUUAAAAAGAUUCUUUUACAUAUCCAAUACCGUACACAUCGUUGCUCGUAUGUUUAAAUGUGAUGAAGCCAGAUGUUUCUACAAUAUGGUUUAUUUGUGUUGCAGCAGAGUUAGCUGUACAUAAACACCGUUCUUAUUUUAAAAUUAACACUGCGUUCAUUUUCCUUAUGGGCCCUCUUCCCUGCAUGGAGCUCCAUUUGCUGUUGUAAUUAUACAAUAUGAGGUAGAGUGAGAUAACGAGAGAGAGAGUGUACCACUGCGGCUGGGUACACACAUGCACGCACACACAGGGAUGUAUGUAGCUAUGCACACAUACAGGUGCGUGUAGAUAUAUACAUGUAUGUAGAUACACGCACGUAUAUGAGUGAGAGAAAGGGAGAGAGAUGCAAACAUAUCUUUGAAAAGUAACAAUCAGCCCCAUUCUUCACAGUGAUUUUUCAUGUUGGAAAAUGUGUAUUGUUUGAUAGAGAGCUGACUAGAAAAAGUCCUUUUUCAUGCUAGUGUAUUCAUAGAAUUGAAUUCUAAAAAGGUGCAUACAUCCACUGUUUCUACAUCCAAGUGUACGAAACUAGGCCCACGAGAUACAACUUUAACCACAAAAGUUACUUAGCUCAUGUAACCGA